UCAGUAAACAGUCAAUUAAUUAAAUUAGUUAAAAUGAUAGGAAAAAUGUUCUCCAAAAGGCUCUGAAGAGCUUACAGUACAACUCUUAAUGAAUCAACCAUUGCUCGCCCUCUCAUCCGCACAGAAUAUGCUGUGAGAGGAGCUAUCGCUGAUAAAGCAGCAACAAUGAAGAAGCAAAUGGAACAAGGAAUCAAGUUUCCAUUUGACAAGAUUACUCACCUAAAUGUUGGAAAUCCUCAAGAUCUUGGCCAAAAGCCAAUAACUUUCAACAGAGAAGUACUUGCAUCAUGUUUGACUGAUGAUCCUGAGAGAAACCGGAUGAUUUACUCAGCUGACGCUGUUGACAGAGCUGACUUCUACCUGAGCAACAUCAACAACCGUGCAGCUGGAGCUUACUCAGAUAGCCCAGGAAUCGACAUAAUUGUCAAGGAAGUUAAAUCUUUUAUUGAGAAAAGAGAUGACGUAGAAGUAGGUGAAGACAAUAUCUUUCUCACUGAAGGAGCAAAUGAAGGUAUCACACUCAUGAUGAGACUCUUGAUUAGAGAAAAGAGUGAUGGAAUAAUGAUCCCCAUUCCCCAGUAUCCUAUUUACUCUGCUCUAACUACUAAAUAUAAUGGUUCACAAGUCCCUUAUUAUCUCGACGAAAAUAAAGGAUGGGGGAUGUCGUAUGAAGAACUAGAACGAUCUUAUAAUGAAGCCACUGAUAGAGGAGUCAAUGUAAGGGCACUGGUGGUUAUUAACCCUGGUAACCCUACAGGGCAUGUUCUCACUCAAAAAGACUUGAACAAAGUGAUCCAGUUCGCCCACGACAAACAAAUCUUGGUACUUGCAGAUGAAGUAUACCAGAGAAAUAUCUAUGUUGAUAAGGAGUUUUGUUCAGUCAGAAAAACUCUUUCAGAACUUGGAAGUCCAUAUAACGAUCAUGUUGAACUCGCCUCCUUCCAUUCGUUAUCGAAGGGACUCCAUGGAGAAUGUGGCUUAAGAGGCGGGUUUAUGGAGCUUCACAAUAUUGAUAGCUUUGCUAAUGCCACAAUCAACAAAUUCAAAGCUAUAACAUCCUGAGCUAAUAUCAUCGGGCAAAUCGGAGUUGGAUUAAUGGUGAACCCUCCCACUCAAGAUACCGUAUCAGAAGGCGUCUUUGAUGCUUAUCAAGAACAAGAGCAAGCCAUUUUCAACGGAUUGAAGCGUAGAGCUAACAUUAUGACUGAAAAAUUGAAUGGCAUUGAAGGGAUCACCUGUAACGAGGUAGAAGGCGCUAUGUAUGCUUUUCCUAAAAUAGAUUUGCCCCAAUCUUAUUGUGAUUCUGCCCAUAAAGAAGGAGUCGCUCCAGAUCUUAAGUAUUGACUAGAUAUCUUAGAGAAGACAGGAAUCAUGAUAGUCCCUGGAUCUGGAUUCGGCCAAGAAGAAGGAACCUACCACUUCAGAAUCACAAAUCUGGUAAAAUCAGAGGAAGAAAUGGAUGCUGCUCUUCAGCAAAUCGGAAACUUCACUGCCGAUUUAAUGUAGCCUACAAGAAGACAUGAUGUAUUAACAUCGUGUUGCUUUCAGACAUAUUUAAUAUUUUG
Molecule: messenger RNA, 1565 nt
Organism: Moneuplotes crassus
Lineage: Eukaryota; Ciliophora; Spirotrichea; Euplotida; Euplotidae
Source: the annotation of a GenBank genome assembly